AUGUCGUUUUCAUUACCAAGAAGUCCACUUUUGUCACCAAUGUCACCCAUCAUGGAAGAUGUUCUUUCCGAUUCUAAUAGUGUUAUCACUUCAGAUGAACCACUUUCACCUACAUUACAACCUCAACGUAAAUAUAGCGUAUAUAAGGCAAAACCCACUACACAACUCUCAUUAAGUGUUCCUUCUACAAAAGCAUACAGUUCUUCUUCUGCUGGGUCGUCGGUAAAAAGUUUCAAUGCAAUUUCAAAUUUACUAGAUAGUAGUAUUAACGGAGAGAACCGUUCAAAGGAAAGUUAUGUAGACGACUAUCUUACCAAAAUCAUGAAUAGAUCCAACUCGGCUUCUUCAACUGAUAAUGAGUAUUUAACGUUUUGUAAGGGUUUCAUUGAUAAUAAAAAGCGGAAUUUUUCUAGUGAACCGGAAAGUGAUAUGAGUUUGGAUUUUGAUGCGAGAAAUGAAAGUAUAGAUUCAGAUAGCUCUAUAGAAUGUAAAAUGAGUAACGGUCAUUCGAAUAAUCUUGAUAUGCCAGCUAUUCCAAUAGACGAAGAAUAUUCGGGAUAUCGUCGCAAGUAUGGACAUGAAGAUCCACAAUCUGUUACUUGGUCUCGACAUCGAAAACACUUCUUUAUACUUAGUAGUUCUGGCAAGCCGAUCUAUACGCGGUAUGGAGAUGAAUCACGUAUUUCAAGUUAUAUGGGUGUGAUUCAAGCCAUUAUUUCAUUUUUUGUUGAUGCCGAAGAUUCUCUAAGAUGUAUCAAUGCGGGAAAUCAUAAAUUUGUAUUUUUACUAAAGGGGCCAUUGUAUCUUGUAGCCGUUUCCCGGACAAAUGAAUCAGAGUCUCAAUUAAAUUAUCUAUAUAAUCAAAUUUUGAGUGUUUUGACGUCCACUCAAUUAACAAAAAUUUAUGAGCAAAGGAUGAAUUUUGAUUUGCGUAUUCUGCUUGGAGGUACUGAGCCUUUCUUGGAUAAGCUUGCAAAUUCCAUGAGCGAUGAACCGGGGUUCAUGUUAGGUUCGAUUCAAUGCGUUAGAAUGAGCAAAGAACUACGAGAUAAAGUUGGAAAUAUUUUGCAAAUAGUAAAGUCGAAGGACCUUUUAUAUGCCAUGUUAAUAACAAAUUAUAAACUAAUAACCUUGCUGAGACUUAAAAAACACAGUCUUCAUUCAGCAGAUCUUCACUUGGUUUUUAACAUGGUAAAUGGUUCUUCAACUUUUCGUUCGGUUGAAUCAUGGACUCCAAUAUGUCUGCCAAAGUUUAACAAUAAAGGAUUCCUCCACGCCUACGUGUGCUAUAUUACCGCAAACGUAUGUCUUCUUUUGAUAUCUCCAGACAAGGAUAAAUUUUUUGAAUUAUCUGAUGCCAAAAAUACAAUAGUUGAGCAACUCACCGCUUGCGAUGCUUUACAAGGGAUAGAAGCAGCCUCACAAAGUGAGGGUUAUUCUAUAGCCGAUAUUGGCGUGGCAGGUUUACGACAUUUUAUAUACAAAUCAAAGACGUGUUUACAAUACACGUCACCUGCAUUUUUGGCAUCAUAUAAUAAUCCUCGUGAAAAACGAAGAUUGUUUAAAUUAUAUAGAUAUACACAUGAUCGUAUGCACUCACGUGUUCGGCCACUUAAAGUACAUUAUUACGUGAGUCCGUCAGAAACUAUAUUAGGAUGGAUAACAGCAACAUUUGAAUUAUACGCUGCGUUUGGUCCAUUAAUAUCCAAAACAGCAUUGACAAAUUCUUCCCUCGUAUUAUUGAAAUGGAUCAAAAAAGAGGAGGAAAAUUUAUUUAUCAUGAAUUCGCCAGUCUUUUAA
Molecule: messenger RNA, 1800 nt
Organism: Funneliformis caledonium
Lineage: Eukaryota; Fungi; Glomeromycota; Glomeromycetes; Glomerales; Glomeraceae
Source: the annotation of a GenBank genome assembly